Molecule: messenger RNA, 1380 nt
Organism: Prorocentrum cordatum
Lineage: Eukaryota; Dinophyceae; Prorocentrales; Prorocentraceae
Source: the annotation of a GenBank genome assembly
AUGGGCGACGGCUUCAAGGGUGCCAUCGGCAAAGUGCCGCAGGUUGAGGUCGUUGACCUCCUCGACUCCGACGCCGAGGAGGAGGGCGCCCUCGCGCCCGAGGAGGCCGAGGAAGAGGAGGAGGAGGAGGAGGAGGUGCUGCCCGAGGAGGCCGAGGACGAGCAGGACGCACUCGCCCCCGAGGAGGCCGAGGUGGGCGAGGGCGCCCUCGCGCUGGAGGAGGCGCUUGCGGCGACGCUCGAGGAGACGCUCAAGCCCGACGGCAAGCUGCCGAUCCCGGCGGACAUGCCGACGGAGGCGUUGCCGCAGAGCGAGGUGCGCGGCAAGAAGAACUACACCAUCUACGCGGGGGUGGUCGGCAACGACGCGCGCGUGGAGGUGCAGUUGGCCAACGAGUCCUUCUGGCUGCGGUACGUGCACGUGCUCAACGACGACGAGAGCAGGACGCCGCCGUACCGCAACCUGAGUUGGUCCAAGAUCGGCAGCGUCGACAAGGCGUGGGAGCAGGCAAAGCAAGCCGUCCACUGGGACGAGGCGGUCGCUGCGCAGGCAGCCGCGGAGGAGGUGGGCAUGGAACCUUGGCUUCGCACGUUGGAGACGUUCGCUGGCGUGCAGGCCUGCGGUUAUGAUAUUGACAUCGACGAUCGUUUUAUGGAUAUCCUGUCGCCUCUGGGUUUCGCUCAUUUGAUCGCGCUCGCUGUUGCCCUUGAGGAGAAGGGCUUGAACUCGAAUGCCCCUGUGUGCUCCAGCUGGGUUUGGGUGAAUCGGAAUACUGCUGGACGCCGAGUCGACCGACCACUAGGAGACGAGACUCAGCGCUACGUCAGGCAGGCCAACUGCAUGGUGGAGCGAUGCAUCCUGUUAAUACUUCUCCUCAUGAGCAAGGGGGUCUUCUUUGUCCUUGAGCAGCCCAGGGGGUCCAGCAUGAGAUUUCAUCCUCGGUUUCAAUGGAUGCUGCAGAAACACAAGAUCUGGAUGGUUUCAUUUAAUAUGAGUCCGUAUUUCGGGAGCACCACUCAGAAACCUACGUGGCUUUGGUCUGGACAUCGAUGCGUGCAGAAACUCCCUGAGUAUUUCGUGUUCGAGGACCGCGAGACUCUGGACCCAGAGGUCGAGACCUUCACAACUGAUGUGAGGGCCGACGGUUCUAGAGCAGUCGAUGGUGGCAGAGACCUGAAGGGGACUCAAGCCUAUCCCCCUGCAUUCGGGGACGCCCUGGUGCAAUUGCAUGCUGACAAUGCUUCCGAGAUCGCUUCUGAUUUCGAAAAGUUUCAACGUAGGCUCGCCCGGGCCCGUGCGAACGGCUCCUCUGGCCGCGUGCUGGAAUCGUGGCCCGGCGCUCGUCUGUCCAGCGUUUUGCGCGCCCUUGGCAAAGCGUGA